Molecule: messenger RNA, 574 nt
Organism: Centruroides sculpturatus (bark scorpion)
Lineage: Eukaryota; Metazoa; Arthropoda; Arachnida; Scorpiones; Buthidae
Product: protein draper-like
Exons: 5
Coding region: 89-523 (144 amino acids)
Source: RefSeq, a predicted model, not a curated record
UUCUCCGUCUAUAUAAGUUAAUUGUGCGCAUUAUUGUUACUCACUACAUCUUGUCUACUCGUUACAAUAGAUCCUGCUUGCGGAAACAAUGAAAAUAAUUUUUACUCUUCUGACUUUGGGAAUUAUUUCUAUAUAUUUUAAUACCGUGUCAGAAGCUCGAAAUCCUAAAUGUGGUCCUUGUACUGAAGAAUGCCCUUCAACUGAAAAUUGCAAAUGUGGUGUCCACAGAGAUGCAUGCGAUUGUUGCGAUAUCUGUACCCCUUGCAAUUCAAUAGCUCCAUUUUGUGGAAAAUGUGAACCUGAAAAUUGUCAGAACCUCGAUGGCCAAUGUCAGUGUGAUGUAGGUAAAGAUUCGUGUAAAUGCUGCGACGUUUGUAUGAACUGCCCAUAUCAAUAUUGCAAUCUGGAAGUUCCUAAUCAGUGCAGGAAUGGUACCAUCUGCAAACCACCUGUCGAUCUCCCACUGGAAAUUGCUUUGAUGGAUCACGUAUUAGGACAAUGCAUACAUGAAUAUGAAUCUUAAAGUUACCUAUUGAUGGAAUAAAAAUUCUGUAAUAAAUACUUUAUAAUUGAA